AUGACCCAACAACUAAAUCCACAAAUGUUACAAGCAAAUUUCUCACGUCCAACUGGCCCCCAAGUAUCAUCAUCACCAAGACCACAGCAAAAUCAAUUUCGUUUCAAUUUAAACCCAAUGCAGCAACAUGUAAUGAACCUUUUACAAAUCAGUCCUGAAACUCCAUUGACCGAAGAACUUUUAAUAAAGGUCAAUUCCUUUGUAAGCGCAAAUUAA
Messenger RNA from Funneliformis caledonium, 216 nucleotides. Lineage: Eukaryota; Fungi; Glomeromycota; Glomeromycetes; Glomerales; Glomeraceae. The record is from the annotation of a GenBank genome assembly.